AUUUCCAUUCGUCACGCCAGUGUUGUCAACCACAGGUCCCGAGAUAUCAAAAUAGUUGCACAGCAUGAUUCACCCCGAUCAAGUCGCCGAGAUGCUCUACCCGGCCUUAACAACCUCCAAGCCGGGACCGAUCCCCACGGUCAUCCCCAACCCAACCCACUACCAACUCUCGAGCGAGACGGCGCACCGCACGCUGUGGGUGCUCUUCGCGGCCAUGACGCUGUUCUCGGCGGUCUUCGCGCUGCUGUCGUGGAACGUGCCCGUGUCGAAGCGGGUGUACCACGUGACGACGACGGCGGUGACGCUGGCGUCGGCGCUGGCCUACUUCGGCAUGGCGGCGGGCCACGCGUCCUCGCUCAGCUGCCACGCCGUGCGCGACCGCCACGGCCACGGCCUGCCCGACACCUUCCACGACGAGUGCCGCCAGGUCUACUGGGCCCGCUACGUCGACUGGGUCCUGACCACCCCGCUCGUGCUGCUCAACCUGUGUCUGUUGGCUGGUGUGGAUGGUGCCCAUACCCUCAUGGCCUUGAUUGCCAAUGUUGUGAUGGUGCUGGCGGGCUUGUUUGCGGCGUAUGGUGCUGAGGGCACUGCCCAGAAGUGGGGGUGGUUUGUGAUUGCGUGCCUCGGCUACGUGUUCGUCGUGUGGCAUGUCGGCCUGCACGGCACGCGCGCCGUCCAGAACAAGGCGGCCCGCGUGUCCAAGCUGUGGGCGUCGUUGGCCAUCUACACGCUGGCUCUGUGGGCGGCGUACCCGAUUGUCUGGGGUGUUGCGGCUCUCGCUCGCAAGACUAACGUCGAUACCGAGGUUGUCAUCUAUGCCGUGUUAGACGUGCUGGCCAAGCCCAUCUUUGGUCUCUGGCUGCUCGUGAGCCACCGCGCCAUUGCGGAGACCAACAUUGAACUCGGAGGCUACUGGUCGCAAGGCCUACCUGCUGAGGGAAGAAUCCGCAUUGGAGAGGAAGACUAAAUUGGCGAUUCAGCUUGUCACAAGUAACUUAGGGCCGUCGGAGGGGGUUGUUAGUGCGGGGUGUGGGAACGGUGUGGGAACCAAAAAACGAUUAGCAGUGGUCGAACCAGCAGCACGGUCAAGGAGCAAAGGUUUGCAUAAUGGCGCAAUACUGGUCUUGAGGAAGGCAUGCUGGGUAUCAAAUUAGUACCAGUAAUUUGACAUGCGAAAGUAAUAAUUACUUGGCUGGCGGGGGAGCCGUAAUUAGGAGUCGGAUCAAA
Molecule: messenger RNA, 1230 nt
Organism: Chaetomium fimeti
Lineage: Eukaryota; Fungi; Ascomycota; Sordariomycetes; Sordariales; Chaetomiaceae
Exons: 3
Coding region: 65-970 (301 amino acids)
Biological process (GO): monoatomic ion transport
Cellular component (GO): plasma membrane; endoplasmic reticulum
Molecular function (GO): monoatomic ion channel activity
Source: RefSeq, a predicted model, not a curated record